Messenger RNA from Bipolaris victoriae FI3, 453 nucleotides. RefSeq lists its product as hypothetical. Lineage: Eukaryota; Fungi; Ascomycota; Dothideomycetes; Pleosporales; Pleosporaceae. Bases 1 to 453 code for a protein of 150 amino acids. Gene Ontology annotation, molecular function: protein tyrosine phosphatase activity. Gene Ontology annotation, cellular component: nucleus; cytoplasm. The record is from RefSeq and is a predicted model, not a curated record. The transcript has 2 exons.
AUGGCCAAUACCGCCCAGCAACCCACGGCUAGUUGGUCCGACGCCUUCCCCGCCCCCCGUAUCACUCCGCCCGCCAUAUCACGCGAUGAGGUCUUGUCAGACCUCUCGUCUCCCGAUCUCCUCAUCGUAGACGUGCGACGCACCGACUAUGAAGGUGGCACUAUAAAAGGAAGCAUCAACCUGCCUGCACAGUCGUUUUACCUGAACAGGGGUGUCUUCUACGAUCUGUGCAAGCGCGCGGGCGUCACCAGAGUUGCUUUUUACUGCGGGUCAUGCAACGGAAGAGGGCCAAGAUGCUCAGGCUGGUUCGCAGAUUACAUUGCCGAAAAGGGCGAUGACAAAAUCAAGUCGUUGACAUUGGCUGGUGGCAUCAAAGGGUGGGUCAAGGCUGGCGAAGCUUUUACGCAGAACAUGGACGCCUUCGAACCAGAGUAUUGGAAGCAAUUCGACUGA